Messenger RNA from Phoenix dactylifera (date palm), 1028 nucleotides. Its product is annotated as actin-depolymerizing factor 11. Gene Ontology annotation, molecular function: actin binding. Gene Ontology annotation, biological process: actin filament depolymerization. The record is from RefSeq and is a predicted model, not a curated record. Lineage: Eukaryota; Viridiplantae; Streptophyta; Magnoliopsida; Arecales; Arecaceae. Gene Ontology annotation, cellular component: actin cytoskeleton.
CACUUAAAUCGGAGACCAUGUGAACAUCUUUUUCUCUCUCUCUUUAAUUUUGGUGCAGAGGGGCCGCAGAGCAACGCAGGUCGUCGAACCCAUCUGCUUCCCCUCCACUGCUUUCCCCUCGUUUUAAUCCAAGAAAAAAAAGAGAGAAGAGAUUCGGAUGUGAGCCAAUCCUUUUAGUACAUCGCCUCCCAGUUCUUUGAAACCCUUGAUAGUUUUUUGCUGCCCCAGUUUCUUCGGUCAAAUGGCUUUGCUUCGAAGUUAUUCAAAUGCAUCCUCUGGGAUGGGUGUUGCGGACCAUUGCAAGGAUACAUUCUUAGAGCUUCAGAGGAAGAAGACGCACCGAUAUGUGAUUUUUAAAAUUGAUGAGAAGCAAAAGGAGGUUGUUGUAGAGAAGACUGGAGGUGCAGCUGAGAGCUAUGAUGAUUUCAUGGCUUCUCUACCAGAAAAUGAUUGCCGAUAUGCCGUCUAUGAUUUUGACUUUGUGACUGACGAGAACUGUCAGAAAAGCAAGAUUUUCUUUAUUGCAUGUUGCAAGCAAGGGUUAAAUCCUUGGGACAGGGAUGUCCCGCUUUCUCCAUGGAUCGGGAUGCCCUGAUGUCUAUCUUGCCUGUGUAGGCGUCCCGGUCGAGCGGUCCCCUUCUGUAUCUCGAAUUCGAGCUAAGAUGCUCUAUGCAACCUCCAAGGAUCGGUUCAGGCGAGAGCUGGAUGGAAUUCACUAUGAGAUUCAGGCAACCGACCCCUCAGAGGUGGACCUUGAGGUUCUUAGAGACAGGGCACAUUAAAUCAGAGUUCUUAGGAUCAUGCAAACUAAAACAAGUGAUGGGUGUAUUCAGUAAUGCCCUUUGGAAAAUAGUUGUGAAGAAACCAGAUUCUUAUGAACUAUAUGCAGCUUGACUAUGCUGGUUGAUAUUUAUGUUGUUGGAAAACCGAUAUUUAUAAACUAUGGAAAGAAAUUGUAAGCAAGUACAACUCCUAAGACCAUAGAUUGUAUGAUUGUUGUGCAUGAUCGGGUGACUGCAUCUUCCCUA